AUGGUAGAUAGAGCUCGGGGGCUUUCAUUCCGAGUCAUCGUCCGCGAGGGUCCGUUGAAGUACUGCAGUUGGUCAACUGGCGAGCAAGACUUUCGCCGGCUCAUGCGAGGUGCCAUCAAGAAUAUCACAAAUGUCACAUUCUACAAUCAUUCAGCCGAUCCGAGAAACACUCGAUGGUUUCUGAAUGCUCUUCGUUGCAUUCCCCAUUCAGUGGCUAUUUACGAGCUCUCCGAUGAGCAGCGCUACGACCUUCGGGGUAUCAAAAGCGUUCUCGGUGCAAAUUCAAUAAAGCUACGUAACGCGACUUUUAUCAUAUGGGACUCCGACAUGCUCGCUUGCAAGGAGCUGGCCUUUGUUGGUAAAGUCUGGCACAACGCUACAUCAUUAUAUGCUAUAUUUCAGCAGUGCCCAUCACUGACGAAGUUGACAUUUGAUCUUCCGAUCCCAUGGAAUACGGGGCUGGUAUUCCACUCACCCCUCCCAAGAUUGAAGGAGCUCACUAUAGGAAGCACAAAGGCUCUUGUUGAGCUCAACCAGGUGGUACCACACUUUCGCUUCCCAACUCUCGUCGAGUUGAAAGUUGGACUAUGCACACCAGCGUCCCUUACAAACUUCCUUGAGCUCCAUCCAACACUCCGGCAAGUGACGCUGGAACUCUCGACAAACCUCAUUAGCGUCGAAUUCCUACGGCGCCUUAGUUCCGACACGCCCCUGUUCCCGACAGAAGAGGCGUUCUUGGACAUAGAGAGCUUGCAUAUCGACGCAUGGAGUAUAGCCGUCGGGUUGGUGGCAUUCAACCGCCUGCUAAGAAAUGGUGCCUUUUUCGGGAGGCAAUAUGGGUACUCGAAACCUCUUACCCUUACCAUCAAGACUAACGUCAUGAGCACUCAAGCGCUCCUUCUUCGCCUCCCUACCGAUCUGCUUCUCCGCAUCCUCAGAUGUACGCUUCCAGAAGGCAACGCUAGAGAUAAAGCUGAAGAUUCACUUGUUUGUGAGAUCCCAGAGGCUUGGACGACUUUGGAAAUCUUCCUUCAUCUUCCUCCAGACAUUUUAAGCCAUUAUGUCACAACGAUGACAGAUAGAGCUCGAGGCUAUUUCUUCCGAGUCAUCGUCCGAGAAGGACCAUCGAAAUACUGCCAAUGGGCAACUAGCGAGCAAGACUUUCGCCAGCUUAUGGAGGCUCCCAUCAAAAAGAUCAGGAAUAUCAUUUUUUACAACCACUCAGCCAAUACGAGGAAUACUCGAUGGCUUCUGGACGCUCUUCCUUGCAUUCCACGCUCAGUGGCUAUUCACGAGCUUUCCGAUGAACGGCACUACGAUCUUCGAGGUAUCAAAAGUAUCCUCGAAGCGAGGUCGAUUGAGCUACAUAACGCGACCUUUAAGAUAGGAAACUCCGACACGCUCUCUUGCAAGGAGCUCACCUUUGCCGGUAAGGUUUGGAGCGCGACAUCCAUAUUUGCCAUAUUUCAGCGAUCUAAAUCGCUGAAGAAACUAACCUUUGACCUCGCUAUCCCAUGGAAGGCCGGACUGGUGUUCCGCUCGGCCUUACCACCAUUAACGGAGCUCUCCAUACAAACUGGUCCCGAUUUUUCCUUCCCGCAUCUUGUCAAGUUAACGGUUGGACUAUGCACACCUGCGGGACUCACAUGGUUCCUCGAGCGCCAUCCAAGAAUCCAGGAAUUGACGAUGGAAGUCUCUACCAAUCUCAUUAGCUUCAAUUUCUUGCGUCAGGUAGCGACUAAUCCACCCCUCUUCUCAACAGAGGACACGUUUACAGGCAUAGAAUACUUGCAUAUACACGCACAGACGAUAGAGAUUGGCUUGGCUGAGUUUAAUCGUCUGAUGAGAAAUGACGUCCUCUUUGGGAGGCAUUACGGAUACUCGAAGCCCCUCACGCUUACAAUCAAGACCAAAACUGAUUUGGAGACGGCGAGUGGCUACGUCGCGGUUGCCAAUGUCGAGUUGGGAGGCGCUAUGUGUCAGAUAUCGUGGUCGUAA
This is a messenger RNA of Serendipita indica DSM 11827, 1998 nucleotides long. The record is from the annotation of a GenBank genome assembly. Lineage: Eukaryota; Fungi; Basidiomycota; Agaricomycetes; Sebacinales; Serendipitaceae.